AUGCCGACUGCCGAAGAACUGCAACAGCAACUCGAAAAACAGCAAGAAGCCAUCCGGAAGCUAGAGCAAGAACUCGCCAAUACUCGAGCAACCAAAACCACGGGAGAUGAAGAGCUGCUCAAGAACCUCGACGAAGUAAAGGUCACAUCGUCGAACUUGAAGCUACCGACAUUUUGGCGACGCGAUCCAGCGUUGUGGUUCGCACAGGUUGAAGCACAGUUUCACACCGCACGGAUAACCUCGGACCAGACGAAGUAUUGCACCGUGGUAGCGGCGCUAGACUGCAGCACACUCCAGCCAGUCACAGACAUCGUAGCGAACCCACCAGACAAAGAGAGGUACGACACAAUUAAGAAGAAACUGAUAGCCGCCUACACCGACUCACAGGAGAAGCAGCUACGAAAGCUGAUAAACGAGAUGGAGCUAGGGGACCGACAACCAUCCCAGUUAUUCCGCGAAAUGAAGGCACUCGCGGGGCAGCAGAUGAAUAGCGAAGUCGUAAAAACGCUCUGGCUACAGCGACUUCCACCACAUGUCCAACUCGUGCUGUCUGCGAGCGAGGGAGUACCGCUGGAAAAGAUGGCAGAAAUCGCGGACAAAUUGGCGGAAAUACACAGAAGCAACGCUAUGGCUUCCAGUAUCAACGCGAUAGGCGCCACCAGCGACACGACGCGGCAGAACACCAUCGUACCAACGCAGGAAACUAACCUCAUUACGGUAAUUGCAGACCUCCAGAAACAGAUGGCGGCCUUAUCGAUAGCCGUAACUCAUCUAACCAACACGAGAGGGCGCAGUCCACAAGCACGGCAAAAUGACCGUCGAAAUCGGUCAAGGACACACAGCAGGCAACGCACGGAUCAAAAUGGCGUUUGUUAUUACCACGCCAAGUUCGGUGUAAACGCCCGAAAGUGUUUCAAACCCUGCACGUUUGUACAGCCGGAAAACUAG
Zophobas morio is the source of this 948-nucleotide messenger RNA. RefSeq lists its product as uncharacterized. The record is from RefSeq and is a predicted model, not a curated record. The transcript has a single exon. Lineage: Eukaryota; Metazoa; Arthropoda; Insecta; Coleoptera; Tenebrionidae. The coding region runs from base 1 to 948 and encodes 315 amino acids.